Molecule: messenger RNA, 1053 nt
Organism: Acaulospora morrowiae
Lineage: Eukaryota; Fungi; Glomeromycota; Glomeromycetes; Diversisporales; Acaulosporaceae
Source: the annotation of a GenBank genome assembly
AUGACUAUUGCAUGUUUGUUGAUUGGUUGGGUCAUGGGUACGAGUAGUACUCCGACUUUUUGUCCAAGUGGCUUACCAGAAUUACAGCAUUAUUGCAUAGCACUGCCCAAUUCAGUUCCUACGUUGUACAUUGAUCGAUUUAAAAAUGCCAACUGUCGAGAGGGAAGAAAAGAAGUUGCUGGAAUUCGGAAUUCUCAAGAGGCGCACAAGGCUUUGUCGUUCGAUUCACAACAAAAAUCCAAUGUAGACGAUGUUACGCCUUGGACGUCGCUAGAGGUUAAAGCGCUUCUUGAAACUGUAAAAAAACAUGGUCGACUCUGGACAUAUAUUUCCAAAAAAUAUUUUCAAUCAGAAAGAUCCGCGGUCGAGUUAAAGCUAAAAUGGAUAGAUUGUCAAAGUGGAAGUGAUAAUAAUAUUUCUUAUCAUUGUUACUGGACCGCUAAAGAAGAUGAGAAACUCAGAAAAGGUAUCGAAAUUUUUGGAGUGAACGAAUGGAAGACAAUUCAAACAAAUCUUUUGCAAAACAAAACCGAAAAUCAAAUAGCUAACAGAUGGAAGAUCGUUUCAAAGACUAAACGUGGAAAAUGGAGUGAACACGAGGAUCAAAUUAUGCUUGACUUUAUUCAAAACAACGGAAGAAAGUGGGAUCAAUUAAGCGAUUUAAUUGGACGUCCAACAGCAGAUGUUUACAGAAGGUACCACCUUGUAACCAGCGAACCUUGGACAAAGGAAGAUAAAGAGAGGCUCUAUGAUUGUGUUAAAACAUUUGGAUACGAUUGGGAAAAGAUCAUGUUGAAUUUCCCUGGCAGGAACCUGAGAGAGGUUAAACAAUAUCAUAAUUUUCAUCCUUCCACAAAUCCAAAUGUAAACUUAGGUCGUUGGACUCCUGGUGAAAUUGCGAAGCUGAAGGAAUCAAUCGAAAGAAAUGGAAAGAAAUGGAUUCUUGUGGCAAAAGAUGUUGGAUCAAGGACCAAUUGCCAGUGUCAAGCAUACUGGAGAAAUCACCUUCGAAAAUCUCAUGAGAAGGCUUACAGACUUGAAAAAUCUGAAUAG